Messenger RNA from Drosophila subobscura, 3113 nucleotides. It is a transcript of the gene mxt, whose product is annotated as eukaryotic translation initiation factor 4E-binding protein Mextli. Gene Ontology annotation, cellular component: RNA cap binding complex; cytoplasm. The record is from RefSeq and is a predicted model, not a curated record. Bases 232 to 2571 code for a protein of 779 amino acids. Gene Ontology annotation, molecular function: translation initiation factor activity; eukaryotic initiation factor 4E binding; RNA binding. Gene Ontology annotation, biological process: positive regulation of translation; regulation of formation of translation initiation ternary complex. NCBI's taxonomy places the organism in Eukaryota, Metazoa, Arthropoda, Insecta, Diptera, Drosophilidae. The transcript has 8 exons.
GUCAGGCGGUUUGUUUCAUCGAUAAAUACGCGGUCACACUGGCAAAACGAUUUUAGCUGCAAGAUUUUUUUGGGGGAGGUGCGGAAAACACGACGAAGCUUCUACGAUUUCAAUUCACAAAUUCUUUAAUUACCUUCAAAACGAAACGACGACGACGACAACCCAUUAUCCAUUGACUGAGAUAUCAGAUAUAGUAAAUAAACACGAAACCAGAUUUUGCUACCCAUAAUUAUGGCACACACACACCUGGGACGCGCUGUUAAAAACAUUGAGGCGCCGCGUCCGCUCAAGACACAGUCGCGGGCUUCGUUGAAGAACAGCUAUCUGGUGAUGGAGGAGCUGAUACAGCUGAUUGACAAUGUCACAGUGGGCUUGCAGUCGUGCAACACGACAACAGAGUCGAUAACGUUGCUGCUGCACAAUCUGCGUGUGCAUGGGCCGCAGCUGGAGGCGGUGUCCAAGGAUACGCUGGAUCGGGCUUUCGUUGUGUUUCGCAAUGCUUCGCAGGACGAACGUCUGAACAUAAUGACGCGCCUUAAGCUGCUCGAAUUGAUUGAAUUACGUGCCAAAAGCUGGGAGGACAAUGACACAAUUGCCUACUACAAGUCCAAACAGCAAGUCUCCAAUGUUGAGCUACCCCCGGAGCCUUAUCAACAUGAUGUAAGCGUGCAGCAAGGCGGAUUUCUCAGCACCUCCCCCACAUUCGGUGUCAGCGGCGGCGGUGGUGGCAUGAAUGUCGGUGCUGCCGCUGCUGCUGCCGCUGUCUUUAACGCGGCCUCCGCAGCUGCCGCAGCCCAGGCGGCCGCCAUAGCAGCCGUCGGCUCACCCAAUCAGCAGCACAUGCUGCUGCCGCCCGGUGAAGUCAUACGCAACUCGGGCAAGUUCCCCAAACCCACCAAGAUACCGGGCAAAACCUACUGCAAGGAUGAGGUUGUCAUCCGCAAUGCUGACUCAGGCAAAGUCAUGGGCAUCAAAGGGCGACGCGUGCACAUGAUUGAGGAACUAAGCGAAACUAUAAUCUCGUUUCAAAGAGUCAACCCGGGCGCCAAGGAACGUUUGGUGCAAAUCACUGGACCGGCGGAAGAAAAAAUCAACUACGCCAAGCAACUCAUGGAGGACACAAUUCGACGCAAUGCCUCGCCGGUGCGCCUGGAGCCUGCACCAGCGGCUGGUGGCUCGUGCUCGUCCCUUAACUCUUCAAACUCUGACGACGCCGUCGUGGUGCAGCCGCGCACGCCCGGUGGCAGCAGCCUGGCGAAUCGCUUGAGCUUCAAUUCGGCGCAGAAUUUUAUGACUGCCCAGCAGGCUGCGGCGCAGCAGAUCUCCCAGAUCACACAGCAUCAACAGGCGCAACAGCAGCAGCAGCAACAUCAUCACCAUCAGCAGCAGGUUGCCGCCAUACAAGUGGCCGCCGCAGCAGCGGCCCAGGCCCAGGCAACAGCUGCUGCCGGUAAAGUUUUGCGACCCAGCCAACAGCUGCUAAUGCAUUCAUAUUCCACAAACGAUGCUUCCGUAGGUGAAUACAAGUUCACGGUCAACGUGGGCCAGCGUGUGAUCAAGAUAACCGGCGACUGCUGUGAGCUAGUGCGCGUGGCCAAGCUCGUACUGGACGAUUACUUCAGCAGCUCCGAGUUCUUGGCUUCUAUGGAGGCUGGCGCCGCUUUUGAUGGCAACUCUCUGGUGAGCCCCGUAACCACGCCAUCCACACCGCUGCCCGGCGCUGGUCCGCCACAGUUUAUGCUGCCCCUGGCCGAUAGCGGCAUUGGACUGAACUAUGCCGCCUCCUCGGCCAACAACAAUGGUGAUGGGGACGAUGAAGUGUUUGCCGACACAACGAACGGCGCUUCAUCGAAUGCUGCCAAUCAGAACGGACUGGCACGCUCACGUCGCAGUCAUUUCUCGCGCAAGGAGUCCACGCCGGAGAACAAGGUAGCACGCGAGAAGCUGGACGUAGAGGAGCGUCCAAUGAAGACAAGUGCAUCACGCGUCUCUUAUGAUAUUGAACACUUGAUCUACUAUUCGCAAAGUCCGCAUGCCUGGGCCCUGCCCAACGAUUGGCAAAAGAUGUUGGAGACAACGCCAUCGAUUCUGCGCAACAAGGUAAUUUCGGGCAGCGAUGGGCAAUUGAAAUGCCUCAACGGUCGUCAUGUGCCGAGCCCUGAAUCCAUCACCAAUGCACCCAAAUCACAUGCAUUAACAAUGGCUAGCAUAAAUCCCAUGAAUCCCGAAGGCGAUGCGCAGGUCGCAAUCGCAAUCGCAAGCGCUAGUGAUGCAAACACCUUAACCGAAACUAACAAGCAAUCUAGAGUAAUGCCACAGGAGCGCGAGUUGCGUCGCAAUCCAAAACCAUCGGCAGAGUCCGAUCGGAACUUGUAUAAUAGGCAAUUGCAAAUUAUAACCAGCACAAUGGGUGCCCAAGCAAAGUAUCGCCAGCCCAAUUCUCAUUCACAUCAUACUCAGUCACAGUUGAAAGCUGUUUUUCAGCGUUAUACCGAGGAUGACGAGUGCUUGAUGGCCUGGUUCGACGAACAAACGCAGCCAGAGCUCAACAAUAAUCGUACUUUUGCUUAGAUAUUCAGUCCGUUUCAAUACGUAAAAUAUAAAUACGUAUUCGUUUUUCCAAUCUAAAUAUUUGGAUGAUCCCGAAAAGAGUCAUUUUGGGAGAGUUACCAAACAGCUUAUAGAAUCUCUAUCGAAUCGAAUAGAAUAGCAUCAAAAAAGACUCUCACGCAUCUCAAGCAUAUUUAUUCUUAAUUAUUAAUAUUAGGAUACGACGAAACGAAACCAAAAACCAAAACAAAUCAAGCGAAACUUUUUGCUAGUCUUAGACGUAAUCAACACUUAACAUAAAAAACCGUACACCUAAACACACACACAUGCAUACAUUGUGAUGCAAAUUAAAUUUAGAAUGUAACUAAGGGAGGCAGAAUCUGUGUUUUGGCUGUGAAACAGAUUUAGUUUAGACUACCACACAAACACACACACUCAGACACAUUAACCAACACAAACGCACAUUUAAGCGCAUUUUUUACAUAACAAAACCAAACUGUAAUUAACAAUUUUUCAAAUAAGACUUAUAACAAAAAUACUAAAUAUAAACGCAAGCAAGCAAA